AUGUCAGAAGGAAACAAGACUCUGGUGACUGAAUUUGUUCUCACAGGACUUACACAGAGACCAUGGCUGCAGGUUCUCCCCUUCCUCCUGUUCUUGAUCAUCUACCUCACCACCAGUGGAAACCUUGGACUGAUGGCUCUUAUUUGGAAGGAUGCCCACCUUCACACACCCAUGUACUUGUUCCUUGGUGGUUUAGCCUUUGCAGAUGCUUGCACUUCAAGCUCUAUAACACCCAGGAUGCUGGUCAGUUUCUUAGACAAGACUGCAAAGAUAUCCCUAGCUGAGUGCAUCACUCAAUUUUAUUUUUUUGCUUCCUGUGCAACCACAGAAUGUUUCCUCCUGGUAGUGAUGGCCUAUGACCGCUAUGUAGCCAUAUGCAAUCCCUUGCUUUAUCCAGUGGUGAUGUCCACCAGACUCUGCACUCACCUGAUUAGUAUUUCAUAUGCAAUUGGUUUUCUGCAUCCCCUGAUUCAUGUGAGCUUGUUAUUAAGAUUAACUUUCUGCAGGUCUAGUGUAAUAUAUUAUUUCUAUUGCGAAAUUUUACAGCUGUUCAAAAUUUCAUGCAAUGACUCAUCUAUUAAUGCACUAAUGCUACUUAUUUUUGGAGCUUUUAUACAAAUUUCCACUUUAAUGACCAUCAUAAUCUCUUACACUCGUGUGCUCUUUGACAUUCUGAAAAAAAAGUCUGAAAAGGGCAGAAGCAAAGCCUUCUCCACGUGCAGUGCCCAUAUGCUCUCUGUUUCAUUGUACUACGGCACUCUCAUUUUCAUGUAUGUGCGCCCUGCAUCUAGCCUAGCUGAAGAUCAGGACAAAAUAUAUUCCCUAUUUUACACAAUUAUAAUCCCCCUGCUAAACCCAUUUAUUUACAGCUUGAGAAAUAAAGAGGUUAUAGGUGCUGUGAGAAGAGUUGCAAAGAAGUAA
This is a messenger RNA of Vicugna pacos (alpaca), 921 nucleotides long. RefSeq names its product olfactory receptor 5AC2-like. Gene Ontology annotation, molecular function: G protein-coupled receptor activity; olfactory receptor activity. The record is from RefSeq and is a predicted model, not a curated record. Gene Ontology annotation, cellular component: membrane. NCBI's taxonomy places the organism in Eukaryota, Metazoa, Chordata, Mammalia, Artiodactyla, Camelidae. Gene Ontology annotation, biological process: G protein-coupled receptor signaling pathway.